AUGCCUGAUCCAGAAAUGGGUGAAAAGAAGCUAUUUCUAGAAAGCAAUGCCGGGGACGGCACUUUGCGUGAGGACCACUACUUACAUGGAACACGUUUGUUCGUGUGCUUGUGCUCGUUGUUCACAUGCAUGUUUCUUGUCGCGCUCGACCAGACGAUUGUGGCAUCCAUUUUGGAAGAAGUAGGCAACCAUUUUGAUGCUGAGAACAAGGUAGCAUGGAUAGCCACCGCUUUCUCCUUUGCUAUGGCAAUCUUCAUCCAGAUCUGGGGGAACAUUUCAAUCGCAAUUGGAAGAAAAAAUGCCGUUUUAGCGGCUGUUGUACUUUUUGAGAUUGGAUCCUUGGUAUGUGCUCUUGCAAACUCAAUCAACAUGCUGAUCGGAGGUAGAGUCAUUGGAGGGAUAGGUGGAGGAGGUAUCAUGUCGCUGGUGAUGGUAAUUGUUUCCGAAAUUGUUCCCAUUGAAAAAAGACCAAUUGCAAUGACUGGCUUCAGUAUCACCUUUGGAUUUUCGUCCGUUAUGGGUCCAAUCGUUGGAGGUGCUUUUGCAAUAAAUGUCUCUUGGAGAUGGUGUUUCUACAUCAACCUUCCAAUUGGAGCAUUAGCAGCUGCGGCUGUCUUUUAUAUAUUCAACCCGCCCAAACCCACCGGAGACUUUCUUCCAAAACUGAAGGCAAUUGACUGGUUUGGAUUUCUUCUGACGAUAGGCGGGUUGUCACUUUUUCUACUGGCCCUUUCCUUUGGCGGUAACGAGUUCCCUUGGAGGUCUGCAGCUGUCAUCUGUUGCUUUGUGCUGGGAAUUCUUUUAGUGAUUAUCUUCUUGAUAUGGAACUUCAAUUUUUCCAAAAACCCACUGAUCCCGGCUGAGAUUGUCAAGGUUAGAACAAUUGACUUAUGCUGUGUUGGAAUGUUCUUCGUAUUUGGAUUCUUCAUCUCUCUCAUUCUCUAUGUCUCUCUCUACUUCCAGGUGGUCAAGGGAUACAAUGCCAUUCACUCUGGCCUUUCGCUACUUCCAAUGAUUAUUCCAGUGGUAAUUUUCUCCCUCACUACAGGAAUUGCAACGACUAGGCUCAGAUACAUCAAACCGUUCACCGUUGUGGGUGGUACCCUUGCCCCAGUGGGAUGCGGUCUGCUGUGUCUCUUGGGCGUCCAUUCAGAUAUAUCCAAGCGUAUUGGUUGCCAGAUAGUAUUAGGUAUUUCGACAGGAAUACUAAUGCAGCCAUUUAUUAUCCACCUUCAGAUGGCUGCUCCGAAGACCCCAGGAUCCACAAUUCUGGCUAGUACUUUGCUGAACUUUACUCGUAACCUCGGGUCUGCCAUCUGCAGUGACCUAUCACAACUGGUCUACACCUCCACUCUUUCCAAUAAAAUUGCUGCUCUCAAAGGAAACGAAGAGUACUACAGGGUUGGACUAGAUAAGUAUCCAUUGCAUGAUCUGAUCAAUAACACCUCUGAAAUUCAGAAGCUGCCUGCCGCCGCCAAAGAGGUCAUCUUGAAAGUAUUCAUGGACGCAUUUAAAAACGUCUUUUACUUGACUACAGGGUUUGCUGGGAUUACUCUUAUUUGUGCUCUAUUGAUGCCUAACGAUAUUUUGCCCAAGAAGAGUGAAGGCGUUGAAUAA
Kuraishia capsulata CBS 1993 is the source of this 1617-nucleotide messenger RNA. RefSeq lists its product as uncharacterized. Gene Ontology annotation, molecular function: transmembrane transporter activity. Gene Ontology annotation, biological process: transmembrane transport. The record is from RefSeq and is a predicted model, not a curated record. The coding region runs from base 1 to 1617 and encodes 538 amino acids. Lineage: Eukaryota; Fungi; Ascomycota; Pichiomycetes; Pichiales; Pichiaceae. The transcript has a single exon. Gene Ontology annotation, cellular component: membrane.